Molecule: messenger RNA, 5074 nt
Organism: Helianthus annuus (common sunflower)
Lineage: Eukaryota; Viridiplantae; Streptophyta; Magnoliopsida; Asterales; Asteraceae
Product: myosin-15
Exons: 38
Coding region: 249-4820 (1523 amino acids)
Biological process (GO): actin filament organization; vesicle transport along actin filament
Cellular component (GO): vesicle; actin cytoskeleton; myosin complex
Molecular function (GO): ATP binding; microfilament motor activity; actin filament binding
Source: RefSeq, a predicted model, not a curated record
UUCAAAUGUUAUGUAUUACCACCAUUACCAUCUUUACGUGUAACUGCAACAUUUAACCCCAAAUCCAAUCCCACCAUUAAAAUAGUGCACCUUUUGUAGGACCUUUACUUUCACUGUUAGGGCGGGAACUCCAAAUUCACUUCCAAAUUCUCCCUAGGGUUCCUUUCAAUUUCAAUUUCAAACUUUCUAUUUGGGGCUUUUCUUAGGGUUUUUAAUCUUCAUGACCUAAUUCAACCAAUUUGUUCCUCAUGAUGAGCAAUAGCAACGCUAGUAUGAGUCUCCGUAAGGGCUCCAAGGUCUGGCUGGAGGAUAGAGACACCGCUUGGGUUGCCGGUGAUGUUACCGGCUUCGCCGGUCAACAGGUGCAAGUUGUCACUGAAUCCGGUAAACAGGUUUUGGCUUUUGCGGAGAAGCUGUUACUAAGAGAUGCUGAUGCAGACCAUGGCGGGGUGGAUGAUAUGACCAAAUUGGCUUACUUAAACGAACCUGGAGUGCUUGACAAUCUUAAGAAACGUUAUGCACUUAAUGAGAUAUAUACGUACACAGGAAGUAUUUUAAUCGCUGUAAACCCGUUCACAAAGCUUCCUCAUCUUUAUAACGUGCACAUGAUGGAGCAAUACAAGGGAGCUCCAUUUGGUGAGCUAAGCCCUCAUGUAUUUGCUGUAGCAGAUGCAUCUUACAGAGCAAUGAUGGGUGAUGCAAAAAGUCAGUCAAUUUUGGUUAGUGGAGAAAGUGGGGCUGGAAAAACCGAAACAACUAAAUUGAUUAUGCAGUAUCUUACUUAUGUUGGUGGCCGUGCUGCCAGUGAUGACAGAACAGUUGAACAGCAGGUUCUAGAAUCAAACCCCCUUUUGGAGGCAUUCGGAAAUGCAAGGACUGUUAGAAAUGACAAUUCAAGUCGUUUUGGCAAGUUUGUGGAGAUUCAGUUUGAUGCAAAUGGAAGAAUAUCGGGUGCUGCAAUCAGAACGUACCUACUUGAGCGGUCACGUGUAGUCCAGAUUACAGAUCCUGAAAGAAAUUACCACUGCUUUUACCAGUUGUGUGCGUCUGGAAGAGACGCAGACAAUUACAAGCUAGGUCAUCCAAGCAACUUUCAUUACUUAAAUCAAAGCACGGUAUAUGAGUUAGAGGGUGUGAGUAGUGCAGAGGAAUAUGUGAAGACCAGAAGGGCUAUGGAUAUUGUUGGAAUCAGUAACGACGAGCAGGAAGCCAUAUUUCGUACAUUGGCCGCCAUUUUGCAUUUGGGGAACAUAGAGUUUUCUCCUGGGAAAGAGCAUGAUUCUUCAAUGGUGAAAGACGAGAAAUCUAAUUUCCAUCUCCAGACCGCCGCUAACCUUUUUAUGUGCGAUGCAAAACACUUGUUGGCCACUCUAUGCACACGUUCUAUUCAAACUCGUGAAGGGAUCAUAAUUAAAGCUCUUGAUUGUGAUGCUGCUGUUGCGAGUCGUGAUGCUUUAGCAAAGACUGUUUAUGCUCGCCUGUUUGAUUGGCUUGUUGAAAAGAUCAAUAGGUCUGUUGGGCAAGAUAGUAAUUCUCAAAUGCAAAUUGGAGUUCUUGAUAUAUAUGGAUUUGAAUGCUUUAAGCAUAACAGUUUCGAGCAAUUCUGCAUUAAUUUUGCAAAUGAAAAGCUUCAGCAACAUUUCAAUGAGCAUGUUUUUAAGAUGGAGCAGGAGGAGUACCGGAAAGAAGCAAUCACGUGGAGCUACAUUGAGUUUAUAGAUAAUCAAGAUGUUUUAGAUCUCAUUGAAAAGAAGCCUAUAGGAGUAAUUGCUCUACUGGAUGAAGCUUGCAUGUUUCCCAAGUCAACACAUGAAACAUUUGCAAACAAGCUUUUCCAGAAUUUGCGGGCCCACCCAAGGUUAGGGAAGGCGAAAUUCUCUGAGACAGAUUUCACCAUUUCUCACUAUGCUGGCAAGGUCAAUUAUCAAACAAAUUCGUUCUUGGAUAAAAACCGUGAUUAUGUUGUUAUUGAUCACUGUAAUCUAAUGUCUUCGUCAAAGUGUGGUUUUAUUGCUGGUCUUUUCCCAGCAUUGGCUGAAGAAUCUUCUAGAUCGUCAUACAAAUUCUCUUCAGUGGCAUCUAGAUUUAAGCAACAACUGCAAGCUCUUAUGGAUACCCUCAGCUCAACAGAGCCUCAUUACGUCCGCUGUGUGAAGCCAAACUCAGUUAAUCGACCUCAAAAGUUUGAAAAUCAGAGUGUGUUACAUCAGCUACGUUGUGGGGGUGUUUUGGAGGCUGUACGAAUAAGUCUUGCGGGUUAUCCUACUCGAAAAACUUACCAUGAGUUUGUAGAUCGAUUCGGAAUCAUUGCCAUGGAAGUUAUGGAUGGAAGCUACGAUGGACGAGCCAUGACAGAAAAAAUCCUGCAAAAACUUAAACUUGAGAACUACCAGUUGGGGAAGACAAAAGUUUUCCUUAGGGCUGGUCAGAUUGGUAUAUUGGACUCUCAACGUGCUGGAGUUUUGGAUUAUGCUGCAAAGCGUAUUCAGCUUCGACUUCGCACAUUUAUCGCACACAAGAGUUUCACGUUAAAGCGAGCAGCUGCAAUUUCUUUCCAAGCAUACUGCAGAGGCUACCUUGCUAGAGUUACAUAUGCUGCAAAACGAAGAGAUGCUGCUGCCAUUUUGAUACAGAAGUAUAUUCGUGGAUGGCUGUUGAGGAGUGCUUAUACACAGAAAUACGUGUCGGCUUUACUCUUGCAAGCAAGCAUCCGUGGUUUCACUACUCGGCAACGAUUUCUACAUAUGCGGGAACAUAGGGCUGCCACUGUAAUUCAGGCUCGAUGGAGGAUGUAUAAGGUUCGUUCUGCAUUUCGACAUCGUCAUCGUGAUAUUACAAAAAUACAGUGUCUUUGGAGAAGAAAAUUGGCAAAGAGAGAGCUUAGGAAGCUUAAGAAGGAGGCUAAUGAGAGUGGUGCCUUGCGCUUAGCAAAAUCUAAGCUAGAAAAGCAGCUGGAGGAUCUCACGUGGCGCUUGCAACUAGAGAAAAAAUUAAGGGGUUCUAACGAUGAAUCUAAGUCCGUGGAAAUCGCGAGACUUCAGAAACUAGUACAAUCAUUGACCCUUGAGUUAGAUGCAGCAAAGCUGGCUACAGUCAAUGAAUGCAACAAGAAUGCAGUGUUGCAAAACCAAUUGGAAAUUUCGGUGAAAGAAAAAGCUUCCUUGGAAAGAGAACUUGUUGGAAUGGCUGACCUGAGAAAUGAGAAUUCGUAUUUGAAGAGUUCACUGAGUACAUUGGAAGAGAAGAGCUCAUCACUACAGAGCCAACUUACUGAAGCUAAAGAAGAUGCAUCUAUUAACCUCAAAAAGUUAAGGGAGGUUGAGAAAACGUGCUUGCAACUCCAGCAGAAGUUAAAGAGUUUUGAGGAGAAGUUCUCGAGUUUGGAGAAAGAGAACCUUGUUCUAAGACAAAAGACAUUAAGUACCCCUCUGAAAGGAAACUGGCCAAGCAACACCAAGCCAUUUAUUGAGAAGCUCUCUGGUGCACUUGCUCUUCCCUUCUCGGAGCGAAAAUCUACAUAUGAAACACCUACACCUACCAAAAGUGGAAAUCUUAUGUCUCAAGGCGUGACCGAUUCACGUCGGUCAAAGAUGACUACUGAAAGGCACCAGGAGAAUUCUGAAAUCCUCUUACGGUGCAUUAAAGAAAACUUGGGAUUCAAGGAUGGAAAACCGGUGGCUGCUAGUGUCAUAUACAAAUGCCUUCUUCAUUGGCAUGCCUUUGACUCUGAAAGAACUGCGAUAUUUGACUUCAUUAUAGAGAAGAUCAACAAUGUUCUUAAGGAGGGGGAUGAGGGUGUUACCUUGCCAUACUGGUUAUCUAACGCUUCAGCUCUUUUAUGUCUGCUGCAACGGAAUUUCCGGUCUAAUGGUUUCUUGACACCUAUAUCUCAGCGUUCCGGUGUGUCCACUUUACCCAAUGGGAGGGCUGCACAAAGCUACACUCCACACAAAUAUAUCGGGUUUGAUGAUGGUAUUUCACCUAUGGAAGCAAGGUAUCCGGCGAUACUAUUUAAACAACAGUUAACCGCUUGUGUGGAGAAGAUAUUUGGCUUAAUACGUGAUAACUUGAAGAAGGAAAUAUCACCUCUUUUAGCUUCAUGCAUCCAGGCUCCCAAAAAUCAACGAGUACACGGUGGUAAACCGUCACGGUCACCUAGCGGCAUUCCUCAGCAGGCUGCUGGUAGUCAGUGGGAGAAAAUUAUAGAGUUCAUGGAUUCUCUUAUGGACCGCUUACGUGGAAAUCAUGUACCUUCGUUUUUCAUUCGUAAGCUUACCAUCCAGGUCUUUUCAUUCAUCAACAUAUCACUUUUCAACAGUCUUUUAUUGCGACGAGAAUGUUGCACGUUUUCCAAUGGGGAAUAUGUCAAGUCUGGUCUAGCAGAACUGGAGAAAUGGAUAUCCAAUGCAACAGAAGAGUUUGCGGGACAAUCUUGGCGUGAGCUAAACUAUAUCAGACAAGCGGUCGGGUUUCUGGUAAUACACCAGAAAAGAAAAAAGUCUUUGGAAGAGAUCAGACACGAUCUAUGUCCGGCAUUGACUGUUAGGCAAAUAUAUCGUAUAAGUACAAUGUACUGGGACGACAAAUAUGGGACUCAGAGCGUAUCAAACGAGGUUGUUGCCGAGAUGAGAGAAAUGUUGAGCAAGGAUAGUCAGAAUCUCACAUCCAAUUCGUUCUUGUUGGAUGAUGAUCUGAGCAUUCCAUUCUCUACCGAAGACAUCUACAUGACGAUUCCCGCGAUUGAUCCUUCAGAUAUAGAGGCCCCUGCAUUCUUAUCUGAGUAUCCUUCAGCACAGUUCCUUCUUCAAAAUCCCAAGUGAGUCGUCUGUGCAUAAUAAGAUAAAGCUGUGGCUGUGUAGCAAAUGGGUUAUGGUCUUAGUUUAGGACAAGUAUUAGAUGUCAAAGGCCAAGUUCAUGUACAUGAAGUAUCACAUUCACAACCUAACCUACUAGUAUUGCAUAAUAUAAAAUGCACCAAUAACCUUUGUUUUAAAUUCUUUUGUAAAGCUUGUAUUCAUCAUUUGUUGUUAAUUCUAGUGGACUGUUAUCAAAAUCAAAUGGUAGAUAUUGUUCU